AAAAAAAGAAUAAAAAAAUGUCUUUGGGUGGCUCAGCCACGUACUUACAAGAAGGUGAAGUGGUACUACGUGAUUUACAAGGUCUCCUGAGGAAAUUCUUGGAUGAGCAAGUGAUUGUUGUCAACUUCACAACAUCGACUUUACUACCUAAGGGUGAAAAUUAUGGUAGCACUAUAUUGAAAGUUGAAGCUGUGAUUAAGAGGAGCAAAGAAUCGUCGGAGGAAAAUCUGUCGCUAGUAGCGAAAAUGAUAUCUCUGAUAGAAUUUCAAAAGAUCCAUUUAAAUAACACCAGUUCGUUUAUGAAAGAAAUAUACGUAUUUGAAAAACUAAUACCCAGUUACAGAGCAUUAGAGAAGGAAAGUGGAAUAAAGGAUAAAGAUUUAUUUGAUAUAUUACCGAAAUAUUAUGGCGGAAGAUUAAAUAGAAAUCAAGAAUUGCUUAAUGAGGCUGACGAAGACGCCGUUUUAUUGAUGGAAAAUUUAAAAGUGCGUCAUUUCCAUUCGAUGAAUAGACAACAAGGUCUGGAUUAUUAUCAUGCGAAACAGGCCAUCGAUCAACUCGCUCGAUUCCACGCUUUGGGCAGGGCUCUUAAAUACAAGAAUCCGGCCUUCUUUGAGGAGGCUACCAAAAUCAUAAAUGUUUCUCCAUUCAAAAUGUCGACAAACGAAUUCAACGACAUUGUCCAACAUUUAAUCAAUAUGAUUUGCACGGAUUCGCGAAUAGCCAAGUACAAAGACAGACUUCAGAAUUUAAUCGACAUAGGCUGUAAUUUCAUUACACCGUCCGAAAUUAGCGAACCCUGGAUAACGUUCGCUCACGGAGAUUUUUGGGUCAACAAUAUUAUGUUUCAAGAAGAGAGCAGCAAUAUAAAGAAUAUCAAGUUCGUUGACUUUCAGCUAAUGAAAUUAAGCAGUCCACUCAACGAUAUUCCGUAUUUUAUUUGCGGGAGCGUCGAUAUUAACACCAUAAACGAGCAUUUUGACGAUCUUUUGGAUACUUAUUACACUAAAUUCAUAAAAGUAUUAAAUUCAGUUCACUGCGAUGUUUCACCCUUCACAAGAAAGACUUUUGAUGAAAAUCUGAAAUUACAAGGGCAAGCAGAAUUAUUACAUUGUUUGCUAGCGGUUAAAUUUUUUACUAUUGAAAUAUCCAAUGAGCUCAAUUUGGACGACUUGAAGUCCUCGAUCAUAAUGAAGGAUGCAUCUAAUCUGUUCCUCGAUCGCUCGUACACAAUAAUUUCCAAAUUUAUUGAAAAAGAAUGGAUUUGAGAUAUAAGCAAUAUUAGGUAAUAAAAUUAUUCAUAAAGAAUAGCAGAAUAUA
Ceratosolen solmsi marchali is the source of this 1320-nucleotide messenger RNA. RefSeq lists its product as uncharacterized. Lineage: Eukaryota; Metazoa; Arthropoda; Insecta; Hymenoptera; Agaonidae. The record is from RefSeq and is a predicted model, not a curated record. Bases 18 to 1268 code for a protein of 416 amino acids. The transcript has 3 exons.